AUGGACGCGUUCUCAGAAGCUAAGACUGCAGGUCAACUAAUGCUGCAACGAAUCUCUCAAGAUGGCGAUACUCAAGACGAUUAUCCAACCCAAACUGAUAGUACAUUGGGUCAGACUACUGGGGAAGAAGAUGGUCAUUUUUACUACGCAAUGAAUGCAAAGGAUGGAAUCAUCAUUAGCAUCGAUUCGAAGUCUCCCAACUUCACUAAACAAUCAAAGGCAAUAGCAACAGGCGAGCCAGUAGACAACGUAUCAGCAACUACCCUCCAGACAUGGUCCGACAUAACCUAUCUCUCAUGGCAUGAAGAAUGCACUAAAACAUCCACCCCCCUCAAAAAUCUCAAACAUAUAAUCCGAUCGCACAUCACCAACUCCGAAACCCUCUCAGUAAUCACCGAGAUCCUGGAAGAAGAAAAAAUAAUCUUCCCAACCAACGGAUUGUCAGUCGAGAUCGAUGAUUCCAAAGGGUAUGGAGCUGCACUGCUGGGAACACCGAAUGGGAAGGUAUUGGAUGGUUACUUGCACAGCACAAGAAUCAGCUUGGGAAUGCGAAGAUCGUGA
Botrytis sinoallii is the source of this 561-nucleotide messenger RNA. RefSeq lists its product as uncharacterized. Lineage: Eukaryota; Fungi; Ascomycota; Leotiomycetes; Helotiales; Sclerotiniaceae. The transcript is spliced from 4 exons. The coding region runs from base 1 to 561 and encodes 186 amino acids. The record is from RefSeq and is a predicted model, not a curated record.